AAUUUGCACAAGUACUGUCAUUAACGUCAAUUUGUUAUCAGAGCGGUAAACAUAAAAUCAGCUGUUUUUAUUUUUAUUCCGAUUUUGGAAGUUGUACCUACUGAGCAGUUAUGUAGUUUUUACACUCUUUUCUAGAUCAAAAGUCGCAAUUUAAAGGUAACAAUGGCAAUGAAAAAUGAGAAACUGGGCCGUUUGCUGCUGUAUUGCUGUCGGGUUAGAUUCAGGAAAUAUCCAUCGUUCUACUUUCCGGUUUAUUGCUUCCUCCAAUCGCUACAAAAACUGAGCCAGGAGAUUCGCUUACGAAGUGCCACUUUCCGGGUGGUUCCGGUGCCAAACCUUCUUUUCGAGCAGUAUCAGCAAGCCCAACUUGUACACUCGGAACAUACGUUGUUCGUUUGCCGGACAGUUUUCAACCAGUAUGUUGUGGAACGGGAAAUCAACUGGAUAAAUUUGGUGAUACGGGCAAGCUACGAUGGAGGACGGAAGAAUGAGGAUGGCGAGCAGCUGGUUUCUAUUAUUCUGAAUCGACAGAAUGUGUCUGUGCUGUUCCAGAUAUGCCCCCUGGAAGGUAUAGCUCCGAAUGUGAUUCUAGUGAAGGAGAACCUAUUGCACGGAUUGGUAGACCGGUACAAACUGGGGGAGAAAGGAUUCUGCGGAAAGAUGAUGCGGGUAUCCGAGCAACAGAAUUUGCCGUUGGUAGCGACGAAAGCGAACAUUUUCUUAUUCAAUACGCCUUAUGAUUUAUCUUCAGAUGUAGUGGACUUCAUCAUGAGUAGAUACUUUGAAACACCCCGGCUGUUGUACAGAAAUUCAAUUUAUCAGAUAACGUUGAAUGAAAAGUUUUUGGGAAAUACUUUUUACACAAAAAAUUUCGCCACUUUUGCACAUUUGAGAUCUCUGUAUUUCAAAUGUCUGAACCUUGAAUCGGCGGAAAAUAGUUUUGAGCUGCAUGGAAUUGUGUGUAAAAAUCUGACUAAUCUGCAUCAGACAACGACUUAUAAUAACUUUGUUCCUCCACAAAGAUUAGACGAUUUGUCGUAUGUUCCAGUGUGUCCAUUUGGAUUACAGAAGUAUCGUGAUGAGUUGAGCACUUCCUUGACAGCUUACCUUAAACAGGACAAUAACUCGCUUAUUGAAAAUCAAAUUUAUCCCAUCUUUAUGCUACAAGGUGAACGUGGCAUAGGCAAAUCGACAGUGCUUAGAUCAGUUGCACAAUCGCUAGGCAUCCAGAUUUUCCAUGGCGACUGCAGCGAUAUUAUGACCUCAAUUUCUUCACAAACUGAGACGAAGCUUAUUUCUGCACUCAACAAAUCCAAGAUUUGCGAGCCUCUGAUAAUCGCUUUACACAAUUUUGAAAUAUUCGGCAUAGACAACGAAGGUCAUGAAGAUCUACGGAUUUUGACAACAUUUCAAGCCGAGUUACAUUCACUUUUUAGCAGAAAGUAUUCCCAUCCGGUAAUAGUUAUUGCCUUGUCCAACGAAAAAGAUUCAUUCAAGCCAAAACUGACGAGUAUGUUCCUCGAUGUGAUUAAAUUUCUUCCUCCAUCAACAACCGAAAGGCUUCAGCUUCUUAGGUGGAUAUCUGCCAAGGAGGCCGCUCGUAUCACAUCAACUCAGCUAGCAAAAAUUGCCGAACAAACGCAGGGAUUUAUCUUCGGUGAUCUCAAACUACUCUAUUCGAAAGCUUUGCAAGCAUCCUCGGAAAGCAAUAAACUCAAUAUCGUUCAUUUUGAGAAAAGUUUGGAAGAAAUGCAGUCAUCGUUCUCAGACAGUUUGGGUGCCCCAAAGGUACCCAAAGUUCUCUGGUCCGAAAUUGGAGGUUUGGCUAAACUGAAAACGGAAAUCCAGAACAGUAUAGGACUCCCACUGCGACAUAAGAAACUGAUGGGGAAAAAUAUGCGACGAUCGGGUAUUCUUUUGUAUGGCCCUCCGGGUACGGGUAAAACGCUUAUUGCCAAGGCCGUUGCCACGGAAUGCAACCUGAGUUUUCUGUCGGUGCAGGGACCGGAACUGCUGAAUAUGUACGUCGGCCAAAGCGAGCAGAAUGUACGUGAAGUCUUCGCGCGAGCGCGAUCGGCCGCACCUUGUGUCCUCUUUUUGGAUGAACUGGACUCGUUAGCACCUAAUCGAGGAGUUUCCGGCGACUCUGGUGGUGUGAUGGAUCGAGUCGUUUCACAGAUGCUGAGCGAAAUGGAUGGCAUCUCGAAAGGCUCCGAUCACAGCCAGCAAAUAUUCAUUCUGGCUGCAACGAACCGACCGGAUUUGAUUGAUCCGGCCUUGUUGCGACCAGGUCGGUUUGACAAGCUACUCUAUGUAGGGCCCAGCACCUCGGUGGAGGACAAGGAAAGUGUACUGCAAGCAAUAACAAGCAAAUUCUAUCUGGCCAAGGGACUCACGCUGCGGAAGAUUGCUGAAGGCCUCAAGCAGGAUAUGACUGGAGCGGAUUUGUACUCGAUAUGCUCGAACGCAUGGCUGAGCGCUGUACGGAAAGCAAUCAAAGCGGUCAAAGAACCGAUCGGUGAAGAUGUGCUCAACCCGGAUGAUGUUGUGGUACACGAAAGUGACUUUAAAACGGCCAUUAAGAAAUUUAUCCCUUCAAUCAGUCCUACGGAUAUGGAGUAUUUUAACCAGUUAAGGAAUAACUUUAGCGCUUAGUUGUUGGUUGGUAGGAUAUUUUUUUCUUUUAAUUCGGGUAUGAUUGUUGAUGGCGUGGAAUAUAUAUUUUAUAGAUCGUU
Armigeres subalbatus is the source of this 2735-nucleotide messenger RNA. RefSeq lists its product as uncharacterized. The coding region runs from base 163 to 2655 and encodes 830 amino acids. The record is from RefSeq and is a predicted model, not a curated record. The transcript has 4 exons. Lineage: Eukaryota; Metazoa; Arthropoda; Insecta; Diptera; Culicidae. Gene Ontology annotation, biological process: protein import into peroxisome matrix. Gene Ontology annotation, cellular component: peroxisomal membrane; cytosol. Gene Ontology annotation, molecular function: ATP hydrolysis activity; ATP binding.